AUGAGUUUCUAUCGUCUGAACUUAAGGUUUUUACAAUUUUUCUUUACUAGUUUGUGCAUCCAAUAUAUCCAGUAAAAGAUACAUACCUUGCUGCAGGGCAUAAAAAGAUACUCAAAUGUUUAUUCAAGUGUCCACCUACUAAAAGUGCAGUUUGGUCAACUUUUAUUAGGAAUAUGUGACAUUUGCCGGCUUCACCUGUAAGCGAAAGCUAACUCCGGAAUGAAUUAUUUUCGUUUAUAUGUCCGACGCGUUCAAUAUAGAUGGCAUACAUCCAACAUGGCCACUAAAAUCAGAUUUAUUGCAAGUGUUUGUUUGUUUAUUUUUAUAAUAAUAUACGUUUUCCUUUGGUGGAGGAAAGACUUUAAAAAGGAAAGAAUGAAUCUACCAAAUCAAGACGAUAUCAGAGAUGAAAAUCCUGCUGUAACGCGAAAGAGGAUCAAGAGUAUGAUGCUGCAUGCCUGGCACAAUUACGCUCGACUUACUUGGGGCGCCAAUGAGUUACGUCCAAUCUCGGGACGCCCCUAUCUUGGAGGCGAUUUCGGCGCCCAUCGGCUCGGAGCAACAAUCAUAGAAAGUAUGGACACGUUGCACAUAAUGGGGCUUCACAAAGAACUGAAUCGUUCUCGGGAUUGGAUCGAUCAGAAAUUUACUUUGGAUCGAGUGGAUGAUUCGCUGUCGGUUUAUGAAUUAACCUCCAGAUUGCUGGCACCCAUGCUAACACUAUAUUCCCUCACUGGAGAUGAUCUUUACAAGAACAAGGCAAUUUAUAUUGCAAACAAAAUACUGCCAGCCUUCGACACUCCCACUGGAAUCCCCUGGCGUCGAGUGGUGCCCAAAGAAGGUAGUACACUAAAUAGAUACCUGGACAACUGGGCCCUACUUUCCGAGUAUGGAGCACUGCACCUGGAGUUCUUUUAUCUUAGCGAAAUUACUGGUUCAUCUAUUUACAAAGAUCGAGUGGAGGGUAUUCGGAUCACGCUGUCGAAUUUAACAAAAACAAAUGGUCUGUAUCCGAAUUCAAUUGAUAUUAAAACUAGGCAAUGGGGAAGAUCCGAUUUUUCAAUGCAUCGAUAUUACGACUAUCUGCUCAAGUCCUGGAUACAAUCGGCCAGAUGCGAUGCUAAAACCUUGGCAAUGUUUCAAGACGCUAUGCUGGCUGUAGUGCAAAAUAUGGUUGUAAUAACUCCGGAUGAAGUAACAUACGUAUCUGAGGUACAAAGCGGAAACCAUACCCAUCGAAUGACUCAGAUGGCUUGCUUUUCUGGGGCUCUUUUUGUCCAAGGCGCUAUAGAAACUUUAAUGAAAUUCUGGGAAAAAUAUAUGCUGAUUGGAAUUGGCAUUGUAGAAUCCUGCUAUAAAAGUUUUACGGCGACACCCACCCACAUCGGGCCGGAAGUAAUUGGAUUUUCGGAGGAUGCUAAAAAGGAUAUAGUAUCUCAUCAGUUGAACUAUUAUAAUCUAAGACCUGAAGUGGCAGAGAGUUACAUGUUACUUUACCGGCUCACCCGCGAUGACAAGUAUCGAACUUGGGGGCUUGAGUUAGUUGGAGCAUUGGAGAAAUAUUGCCGAGCACCCGGAGGUUACAAUGGCAUUAUGAAUGUCUACGACUCCUCUACGGAAACCGAUGAUGUGCAAAGGAGUUUCUUUCUGGGAGCAACUCUCAAGUAUUUAUAUCUGCUGUUUUCCGGAGAUUAUGUCAUUCCUUUGCAUCAAUGGGUCUUCAACAGCAGGGGGCACUUUUUGCCCAUAAAAGAAAUAAACGAUUUGUACCGUGAAUACAACUUUACGACUAUGAAUAAUAAUAUACCUUAAUUAUAUCUCAAAAAACCUUUAAUUUACCUUUAAUUCAAACGAUUCAUCCCAAACUUAAUUGUAAUUUCAAAAAAUAAAUAUUAAACACUUUUUAUUUAACACCUUGA
Molecule: messenger RNA, 1919 nt
Organism: Drosophila ananassae
Lineage: Eukaryota; Metazoa; Arthropoda; Insecta; Diptera; Drosophilidae
Gene: alpha-Man-Ic
Product: mannosyl-oligosaccharide alpha-1,2-mannosidase IA
Exons: 1
Coding region: 220-1812 (530 amino acids)
Biological process (GO): N-glycan processing; carbohydrate metabolic process
Cellular component (GO): endoplasmic reticulum; Golgi membrane
Molecular function (GO): mannosyl-oligosaccharide 1,2-alpha-mannosidase activity; calcium ion binding
Source: RefSeq, a predicted model, not a curated record